Erinaceus europaeus (western European hedgehog) is the source of this 7541-nucleotide messenger RNA. RefSeq names its product exocyst complex component 8 (gene EXOC8). Gene Ontology annotation, biological process: Golgi to plasma membrane transport; intracellular protein localization; exocytosis. The transcript has a single exon. Gene Ontology annotation, cellular component: exocyst. The coding region runs from base 124 to 2298 and encodes 724 amino acids. NCBI's taxonomy places the organism in Eukaryota, Metazoa, Chordata, Mammalia, Eulipotyphla, Erinaceidae. The record is from RefSeq and is a predicted model, not a curated record.
GCGUGGUCUCUUGUUCAUCCUGCUUCCUCUACUCUAGAGCGGUGUCCCGGUUUGGGUGGGACGCGACAGCGGUGACCAGGACAGGGGGAACAGUGAUAGUGACUGCGUGAGAACGGGACGGAAAUGGCGAUGGCAAUGUCGGACAGUGGGGCGAGCCGCCUUCGGCGGCAACUGGAGUCGGGAGGCUUUGAGGCGCGGUUGUACGUGAAGCAGCUCUCGCAGCAGUCGGACGGAGACCGGGAUCUGCAGGAGCACCGGCAACGUAUACAAGCGCUGGCGGAGGAGACCGCGCAGAACCUAAAGCGCAAUGUCUACCAAAACUACCGGCAGUUCAUCGAGACGGCCCGCGAGAUCUCCUAUCUAGAGAGCGAGAUGUAUCAGCUCAGCCACCUGCUGACGGAGCAGAAGAGCAGCCUGGAGAGCAUUCCGCUCACCCUGCUGCCGGCCGCCGCGGGCGCCGCGCCAGUCACAGGAGGAGAGGACGGAGGCGGGAGCGCGGGGGGGGCCCGGGACCACCUUCGGGGCCAGGCCGGCUUCUUCCCUGGCCCUGCCGGCCCCUCCCGCGACGGCUCCGGUCCCGGAGAGGAAGGAAAGCAGCGCACUCUCACCACCCUGCUUGAGAAAGUGGAAGGCUGCAGGCACCUGCUGGAGACGCCGGGCCAGUACUUAGUGUACAAUGGAGACCUGGUGGAAUACGAGGCGGACCACAUGGCCCAGCUGCAACGGGUGCACGGCUUCCUCAUGAACGACUGUUUACUAGUGGCCACCUGGCUGCCGCAGAGGCGGGGGAUGUAUCGCUACAAUGCCCUCUACCCCCUUGAUGGUUUGGCUGUGGUCAAUGUCAAGGACAACCCACCGAUGAAGGAUAUGUUCAAACUGCUCAUGUUUCCUGAGAGCCGUAUUUUUCAGGCAGAAAAUGCAAAGAUCAAACGAGAGUGGCUGGAAGUGCUGGAGGAAACCAAGAGGGCCCUCAAUGAAAAAAGACGAAGGGAGCAGGAGGAAGCAGCAGCUCCUCUAGGACCAGCCCAAAUGACUUCCAAGGCGACCAACCCGUUUGAAGAUGAAGACGACGAUGAACCAACUGUGUCUGAGAUCCAAGAAGAGAAGGUAGACCUCUCAAUGGAAUGGAUCCAGGAGUUGCCCGAAGACUUGGAUGUGUGUAUAGCCCAGAGGGACUUUGAAGGGGCUGUUGACCUACUAGAUAAAUUGAACCAUUACCUGGAAGAUAAGCCCAGCCCACCUCCUGUAAAGGAACUAAGGGCCAAAGUGGAUGAGCGUGUUCGACAGCUCACAGAAGUGCUAGUCUUUGAGCUCUCCCCAGGUCGUUCUCUGAGAGGUGGGCCUAAGGCAACUCGCAGAGCAGUUUCUCAGCUGAUCAGGCUUGGCCAGUGCACGAAGGCUUGUGAGCUCUUUUUGAAAAACAGGGCAGCCGCUGUGCAUACAGCAAUUCGUCAGCUUCGCAUUGAAGGUGCCACUUUACUCUACAUCCAUAAGCUAUGCCAUGUCUUCUUUACCAGCCUUCUUGAGACUGCAAGGGAAUUUGAGACAGAUUUUGCAGGUACUGAUAGUGGCUGCUACUCUGCCUUCGUGGUCUGGGCUAGAUCAGCUAUGGCCAUGUUCGUGGAUGCUUUUAGCAAACAAGUGUUUGAUAGUAAAGAGAGUCUUUCUACAGCAGCUGAAUGUGUUAAAGUGGCAAAAGAGCACUGUCAGCAACUGGGUGAUAUCGGACUAGACUUCACCUUCAUCAUCCAUGCCCUGCUGGUGAAAGACAUCCAGGGGGCCUUGCAUAGUUACAAAGAAAUCAUAAUUGAAGCUACUAAACAUCGGAACUCGGAGGAGAUGUGGAGGAGGAUGAACUUGAUGACUCCAGAGGCCCUGGGUAAACUCAAAGAGGAGAUGAAGAGUUGUGGGGUAAGUAACUUUGAGCAGUACACAGGGGAUGAUUGCUGGGUGAACCUAAGUUACACAGUGGUUGCUUUCACCAAACAAACUAUGGGCUUCUUGGAAGAGGCACUGAAACUUUAUUUCCCAGAGCUACACAUGGUUCUUUUAGAGAGCCUAGUGGAAAUCAUUUUGGUUGCUGUUCAGCAUGUGGAUUAUAGCCUUCGGUGUGAGCAGGAUCCAGAGAAGAAGGCUUUUAUAAGACAGAAUGCAUCCUUCCUAUAUGAAACAGUCCUCCCUGUGGUGGAGAAAAGGUUUGAAGAAGGUGUGGGGAAACCUGCAAAGCAACUCCAAGACCUGAGAAAUGCAUCUAGACUUAUUCGUGUGAAUCCCGAAAGUACGACAUCUGUGGUCUGAUGAUUGGACCUGUUUAUAUGUAUACAUGUAUAUUUCUCGUAUAUUAUUUAUAUUAGGUUGUAUUAGCAUAGUCUUUAUAUUCUUGAGCACAACAAAAAAAAUGUCCUAUCAGAAAUGGCAUAAAUCAAAAGAGGAAGGGGAGUCAGGCGGUUGUGCAGUGGGUGGCGCAAAGGGGCUGGCUUGAGGAUCCCGUCUGGAGCACCUCCCCACCCCCCACCUGCAGGGGAGUCACUUCACAAGCAGUGAAGCAGGUCUGCAGGUAUCUUUCUCGCUCCUCCUGUCUUCCCCUCCUCUUCAUUUCUCUCUGUCCUAUCCAACAACAACGACAUCAAUAAUAACUACAACAAUAAAACAAGGGCAACAAAAAGUAAUAAAUAAAUAAUAAAAAGAGCAAAAAGUAAAAUUAAUCCCAAGUAACAAAAACGUUGGACUACUGAAAAAUGUAAUAUGUUUUCCUUUUAAUUAUGCUGAUUCUGUAAUGAAUAUGUUUUACACUGUAACAUUUCAGCUUAUCCUUUGAGGUGGAGCAAGAUUUCUCACCAUAUAUAUUAUGUGACACAUAUUUUUAAGUACUUAUAGUUUAGAUAUACUGUAAAAUAUCUUCCAAUUCAUCAAACGUUAGGCUUCUUAAAGGGCAUAGUGCCAUACAGACAACUUGUCAUAUAUACUUCCCCACCUUUAAAAAUAAUUUGGGGAGGAUAAAGGAGGAGUUGGGAAACUGGCUUCAGGGUUAAUGUUGGUCAAAGGCAUUCCUUCUUGGAGCUAGCAAUGUGUGGACUCAAAUACUUUUAUCCCUAUUUAGAAUACAAGAAGAAGCUUCAAUAAAAGCAGUUCUGCAAUCACCAAUGUCUUUUGACAAGCUAGUGAGUACUUUUAUAGGCUAAUAAGCAUCUCUGUAAUAUUUUAUUUGGGAUCAUUUACUUCAAAAAUCUCAAAAAUGUAAAUAUGUUCAGUGUUUUUUUUUCAGUAUUUCUAAAUUGUGUGUGCACUACCUCUUCCCCUCCUCUCCCCCCAUAUAUACUUAGGGUUUCUUUGUUUGUUUUAACCAGAGCACUACUGACCUCUGGGUUAUUGGUAAUACUAAAGGUAGAACAUAGGACCUCGGGCAUGAAAGUCUUUUUUUUCCCCUCCCCUUUGCAUGACUUACUCUGUUCUUUUAUUUAAAAAUGUGAUACAUCAGGGAACCUAGCAGCAGACAACGACUUAUAGUUCUCUCACUUUUAGUAGGUAAUGAAGUGAUUCAGACACUGCAAUUAGAAUAACUAUUUUCUAAGGAUCCUGGUUCAAGCUCCUGGCUCCCCACCUGCAGGGGAGUCGCUUCACAAGCAGUGAAGCAGGUCUGCAGGUGUCUGUCUUUCUCUCCCUCUCUGUCUUCCCGUCCUGUCUUGAUUUCUCUCUGUCCUAUCCAACAAUGAUGACAUCAAUAACAAUAAUAACUACAACAAUAAAAAAAAAAAAGAAAAACUAUUUUCUUUCAGUGCCUGCACUUUUCCCCCUUUAUUUACUUGAUAGGAAAGAGAGAGAGAGAAAAAAGGGGCCAGAUUAAGCACACAUAGUAUGAAACGCAAAGACCCCCUCAAUGAUUCCCACUUGCUGGGGGGGGUCGCUUCACAAGUGGCAAAGCAGAUCUGAAGGUCUCUCCCUCUUUCCCCUUCCUCUCAGUUUCUCUCUGUCCUAUCCAAUAAAAAAAAAGAAAAAAUAUAAGCCUUCAAAAAAAGAAGAGAGGGAGAAUGACAGAAAGACACCACUUAUAAAACUUCUCCUCUGAAAGUGAGGAGUAGAGGUUCUUGUGCAUGUGCACUUAAAUCAGGUACCCAAUAUUUAUAUUUCAAGACCUACCUGGAUGGAAAAAUUUUAAAAGUCAUAUGCAAAUACCAUUGUGUUCUCAAAUACAAUUGUUUUUAGAAGAGAUUUGUUUAGGGACGGUUUUUGUUAUUUAUAACAAAGAACAGAAAGUUGUGACAAUGCUCCCUAAGCAAAUAGAGAAAAAGACACUUUUGUGACCCUUAAUAAAAUGUUCCCUACAGUAUUUUUGUUUUCUUUUUAAAAAUUUUUAAAAUUAUUUUUACCUAUUUAAUAAAGUCAACCAGAAAUCGAGAGAGAAGAGGGAGAUAGGGAGGGAGAGAGAGAUACAGAGAGACACACUUGCAGCACUGCUUUACCACUUGCAAAGCUUUCCUCCAUCAGGUGAGGACUGGGGGCUUGAACCCAGGUCCUUGCACAUUUUAACAUGUGCUCAACCAGGUGUGCCACCACCAACCCAGCCCUUGGUUUUUUUUUUUUUUUUUUCCCUUUAGGGUUAUUACUGGGUUCAGUGCCUACACUAGGAAUCCACUGCUCCUGGAGGCCAUUUUUUCCAUUUUUGUUGUUGCUGUUGUUGUAUAGGACAGCCAGAAAUUGAGAGAUAUGGGGAAGACAGAGAGUGGGAGAGAAAGAUAGACAUAUACAGACCUGCUUCACCUCUGGUGAAGUGAUCCCCCUGCAGGUGUGGAGGUGGGGGUUCAAACCAGGAGUUUUACUAGGAUCAUUGCACUUUGUACUGUGUGUGCUUAACCCACUGCACUACCACCUGUACCUCCUACUUUUUCUGUUUAUUUUAAAAGUGAAUGUAGUACUCCUUCAGAGUUAGUAAAACUAAAGAAAAUUAAGCUUCCCAAGGUUUCUAAACAAUUGCUUCUAUCUUUAUUUGAUUAUGUAACAUUCCUCAUUCUUUGAGAGAAACCAAGAUCUUUUUCUCUAUAGUGCCAUGUUGUGAUUGCUUUUAAGUUUUUCAUUUUAACCAGAGCACUCUGGGAUUUGAACCUAGAUCUGAGCCUCGGGCAUGUGAACCUAUCUCUCCAGUGCAUGUAGUUGUGAUUUUUGUCCAUGUGUGCCAUUUCUGAUACCAGUGACUAUUUUAUCUUUUAAAAAGUGUGGAAAAUAGGCAAAACCAAAAUUAUCUUCCAAUACUGACUUGACAUCACUGACUUACUUGUAUGCUAAAACUCUUAUUUUUGGCUAUGCAUAUUUAAAAAGUUGGAAAGUGUCAGUGUUACAGAUUUUCUUUGACUAACUUUAAAAAUUUUUUUAUAUUUAUUUAUUCUCCCUUUUGUUGCCCUUGUUGUUUUAUUGUUGUAGUUAUUAUUGUUGUUGUCGUUGUUGAAUAGGACAGAGAGAAAUGGAGAGAGGAGGGGAAGACAGAGAGGAGGAGAGAAAGAGAGACACCUGCAGACCUGCUUCACCGCCUGUGAAGCAACUCCCCUGCAGGUGGGGAGCCGGGGUUCGAACCGGGAUCCUUAUGCCGGUCCUUGUGCUUUGCGCCACCUGCGCUUAACCCGCUGCGCUACAGCCCGACUCCCCACUUUGACCAAUUUUUAUGUUAGUUUUUUUUUUUUUUUUUAAGAUAACAGGAUAGCUCUUCUGAGCAAAAACAAUUACAGUUUAUCUUGUUUUUUAUCAUGGGAGACUUGAAAUUAAUAAAAUUAUUGUGAUUAUUUUGUGCCACAUUUAAUUUCUAAAAUUCUAAUGUAUAAAGCACAUGCUGUAUAAAUAUUUGAUGCUGAGUUCAUAAAAUGAUACUUCCAAAAUUAAAAUUCUUAAGACAUAAAGUUGUAAAAACUUAAAUGUAUAUACUCAGAUAUUUACAUGGUUGCUUCUUCAUAGUGCUUUUUAAAACUGGAAUUACAAAUGAGCAAGGCAUUGGGGCACAUGUUACAUACAAUGCUCACAGACCCAGGUUCAAGUAUUUGGUCACCACCUGCAGAGGGGAAAUUUCACAAAUGGUAAAGCAGUGCUGCAGGUGUCUUACUUUCCCUCUCCUUUACCUCCCCCUUCUCUCUCAGUUUUUCUCUGUCUCUAUCAAAAAUAAAUAAAUUUUUUUUUAAAUUCAGAGUUUUUUCUCUUAAAUAUGCAUGUUCUUUAAUCAGAGUUAUAGCUGAAGGAAAUAUGCUUUUAGUGAGUCUUUGUAUUUGUGUACCUUUUAUGUCAAGGCAGCAGUUACAGUGCCUUCCUUGAAGUUCUAAACUUGAAUACAGGGAGAGAUUACCCAAAAAUAAUACAUACUGUGAUAUACAGUUAAGAGUGUAUUCCUACGCAAAGUCCAAGGACCAUUGUAAGGAUCCCAGUUUGAGUCCCCAGCUCCCCACCUGUAGAAGAGUCGCUUUAAGGUGGUGAAGCAGGUCUCCAGGUGUCUUACCUUUCUCUCCCCCUGUCUUUCCCUCCUCUCUCCACUUCUCUCUGUCCUAUCUAACAAGGAUGACAUUGAUAACAACAAUAAAAAAAACAAGGGCAACAGAAGGGAAAAUAAAUAUAAAAAUAAAAUAAAUUUAAAAAAAAUUUUUUUAAAAGAGUGUGUUGCUUUUGAGGGCCAGGUGGUGGCAUACCUGGUUUAGUGCACACAUUACAGUGCACAAGGACCCAGGUUCAAGCCCCCAGUCCCCACCUGCAGGGAAAGCUUCACAAGUGGUGAAACAGUGCUGCAAGUGUCUCCAUCUCAAUUUCUCUCUUGUCUCUGUCCAACAGUAAAUAAAUAAAAAUAUCUUUAAAGUUUUUUAAAAGAGUGUAUUGAUUUCUCUUGUUUGCUUUAAUUUGCUCGCUUGAAUUUAGAAUCACAGACUUACUAAAUUAAUUAUUGCUGAAAAAGUGAUAUCCAUGGAAUUAAGUCUUUUGAUUAAAGCCUCAUUUCACUAAGGUGCUGAAAACUAUUUAUUUAUUUAUUUAUUAAGGAGAGAGAACAAGAGCACCAUUCUAGCAUACAUAAUGCCUAGGAUCAAAUUAGGGUCCUCAUAUGUGAGACUCCCAGACUGUGCUACUUCCUGGGCCACCUCACUAAGUUUUAUUUAAAAUACUACCUAUAGUUAAAUUAUCAGCAUGUGUGUUUUGCAACUUGCUUACCUAGGUUAGAAAUUUCAGGACAUUACAAGUAAUAUAAAGUCAGUAUAUGUACAUUUUUGAUUAUAUGUUUUAAUAUAGGGAAAUGAACUGUUUUACCAAAAAUUUUAAAUUAUUUACAUUGGAUAAAAUUGAUAUUACAAUGUUCUGUUAAUCUUCUCUAAUCAGGAUUUAAUAUAUUGUUGUUAUUGAAAUGUUGUUUGAAGAGGGCUAGUAGUAAUAGUGCAGCUGAUUGAACCAUUGGCUUGCCUGAAGUUCCUAAUUUCAUUCUCAGCAACCUGUGUACCAGAGUGGUGCUCUGAUUUGUCAUCUUUCUCCGCCUCGUGAAAAUCUCUCAUAUGUAAUAAAUAAAGUAUACCUGUUAAAAAAUGAAA